CUUGCUUUGAAAACCUCACAAGUAGUUUCUUACUCUUCUUUGACUCAUUCUACCUAUUUCUUACUCUUUUGAUAAUUCAUUGAAGAUGGCUUCUCACACCCACUCUCAUGAUGGUGGCGUUAGCCAUUCUCAUGACCCCAUUGCUGAGCAUGGCCACUCGCAUGAGAUUCUCGAUGGCCCUGGCUCGUUUUUGGGCCGUGAGAUGCCCAUAAUUGAAGGGCGCGACUGGAAUGAGCGUGCAUUUACCGUUGGAAUUGGAGGGCCUGUUGGUUCUGGCAAGACUGCGCUCAUGCUUGCUCUAUGCUUGGCUCUUCGCGAGAAGUAUUCCAUCGCAGCAGUGACAAAUGAUAUCUUCACCAGGGAAGAUGCUGAAUUUUUGACGCGACAUGCUGCUCUGGAGCCGCCACGCAUUCGUGCUAUUGAGACGGGUGGAUGCCCGCACGCCGCAGUCCGAGAAGACAUCAGUGCCAACUUGGCCGCCUUGGAGGAUCUCCACAGCAAGUUCGCCACGGAUAUUCUACUUAUCGAAAGUGGCGGAGACAAUCUGGCAGCCAACUAUAGCCGUGAACUUGCAGACUUUAUCAUCUACGUAAUCGACGUCAGUGGUGGCGAUAAGAUCCCGCGGAAAGGUGGCCCAGGAAUCACGCAGAGUGACCUGCUGGUUGUCAAUAAGACGGACCUGGCCCACAUUGUGGGCGCGGACCUCGACGUCAUGGACCGCGAUGCUCGAAAAAUGCGUGAGGGUGGCCCAACUAUCUUCGCCGAGGUUAAGAACGGAAAGAAUGUCAACCAUAUUGUCGACCUCAUUCUGAGUGCCUGGAAGGGUAGUGGAGCGCAGGAGGUAUGCUUGCAAAGACAAAAGAAUCAAGCUGCAUAAGUGCUGUUCGAGCCUUGAGAGCUAUAAGAUUUCGACGGUAGAAUUAUUCUUCCCGCGUACGAAAAGUGCUUCUCUCUUAAAAACAUCGCCGCCACCAAUCUGGUCUCCUUCUCUCUCCAGAGUCUGGAUAUAUCGUUCAACUUUUCCAUCGAGAUAAUAUGAUUCUCAUGUGCGAAGAAAUCCAGUCCAAUAGAAGGCUGUGGCCUCAUAACCUGAGCCAAGGAAACAGCAAGGAGUAAAUGACGCUUAGAUGCUAGUGUGGAUGCAUUGGUUUGACAUAUGAGGUCGCAAAAUAUCAUUGAUCGUCUCUGCUCAGCUCUACAGAACAUGGAGAAAAGAGACGUCAAAACGCAUUCGUAAACCAAAAAGAGUUUAUCAUGACCAUCCGACUCCAGAAAAUGCAAUCU
Xylona heveae TC161 is the source of this 1284-nucleotide messenger RNA. RefSeq names its product urease accessory protein ureG. NCBI's taxonomy places the organism in Eukaryota, Fungi, Ascomycota, Xylonomycetes, Xylonales, Xylonaceae. Bases 86 to 877 code for a protein of 263 amino acids. The record is from RefSeq and is a predicted model, not a curated record. The transcript is spliced from 4 exons. Gene Ontology annotation, molecular function: GTPase activity; nickel cation binding.